AUGAUGAAAACUGUCAUCUAUUUCUUCAUUUCCAGUUUGAAAAUCAUGAAAAAUGGGAACACCACCUCUGAUUUCAUUCUCCUAGGACUCUUUAACCACACAGAAGCCCAUCUAUUUCUCUUUGCAAUGGUUCUCACAAUUGCCUUCGCCUCCCUAGUGGGAAAUGCCCUCAUGAUUCUCCUGAUUCACCAAGAUGCCCGGCUCCACACACCCAUGUACUUCCUACUGAGCCAACUCUCCCUCAUGGACAUGAUGCUGGUCUCUACCAUUGUGCCCAAAAUGGCUACUAACUACUUGACUGGAAAGAUGUCCAUCUCCCCUGCUGAAUGCGGGUUGCAGAUAUUCUUCCUUCUAACUUUAGGAGGGGGUGAGUGUUUCCUCUUAGCAGCCAUGUCCUAUGACCGGUAUGUGGCUGUUUGUCACCCACUGCGAUACCCAGCCCUCAUGAGCUGGCAAUUAUGCCUGAAAAUGACUGUGGGGUCUUGGGUCCUGGGGGCAGCUGAUGGGCUCAUGCAGGCUGCUGCUACCCUGAGUUUUCCAUUUUGCGAUGCACAUGAGAUCAAUCAUUUCUUUUGUGAGGCCCCUACUCUGGUGGGUUUAGCUUGUGCCGACACGUUUGUCUUUGAGUAUGUGAUGUACGUAUGUUGUGUGUUAAUGCUCCUGGUCCCAUUUUCUCUCAUUCUGAUUUCCUAUAGUCUCAUCCUUGCUGCAGUUCUCCAGAUGCAUUCUAGAGAAGCCCGCAAAAAGCCUUUUGCCACCUGCUCCUCACAUCUUUCUGUGGUGGGACUCUUUUAUGGAGCUGCAAUUUUUACCUAUAUGCAACCCAAAUCCUACAGGUCAGCUCACCAUGAUAAAGUAGUGUCAGUGUUCUAUACUAUCUUCACCCCUGUACUCAAUCCCCUCAUCUAUAGUCUGAGAAACAGUGAAGUCAAGGGUGCCUUGAGAAAGUGUAUGGGUCAGUGUUCUGCCUUAAGUCAGGGUUAA
Puma concolor (puma) is the source of this 984-nucleotide messenger RNA. Its product is annotated as olfactory receptor 2T8-like. Gene Ontology annotation, molecular function: G protein-coupled receptor activity; olfactory receptor activity. Gene Ontology annotation, cellular component: membrane. NCBI's taxonomy places the organism in Eukaryota, Metazoa, Chordata, Mammalia, Carnivora, Felidae. Gene Ontology annotation, biological process: G protein-coupled receptor signaling pathway. The record is from RefSeq and is a predicted model, not a curated record.